Molecule: messenger RNA, 819 nt
Organism: Jatropha curcas
Lineage: Eukaryota; Viridiplantae; Streptophyta; Magnoliopsida; Malpighiales; Euphorbiaceae
Product: peptidyl-prolyl cis-trans isomerase 2
Biological process (GO): protein peptidyl-prolyl isomerization; protein folding
Cellular component (GO): cytosol; plasma membrane; cytoplasm
Molecular function (GO): peptidyl-prolyl cis-trans isomerase activity; cyclosporin A binding
Source: RefSeq, a predicted model, not a curated record
CCUCGGAGUCACUCAUUCUAUUGACUCAAUCCUCAGAGUAGAGCCUUAGCGAUUUUCUGCAAUGGCAAACCCUAAGGUCUACUUCGAUAUGACGAUCGGCGGUGCUCCUGCCGGCCGGAUCGUGAUGGAGCUAUUCGCGGACACAACACCGCGAACGGCUGAGAAUUUCAGGGCUCUGUGCACAGGAGAGAAAGGAAUUGGACGCAGCCGCAAGCCUUUACACUACAAAGGAUCGACUUUCCACAGAGUGAUCCCUGGAUUCAUGUGCCAAGGCGGCGAUUUCACAGCCGGAAACGGAACGGGAGGGGAAUCUAUCUACGGAGCAAAGUUCGCGGAUGAAAACUUUAUUAAGAAACACACAGGGCCAGGUGUGUUGUCGAUGGCAAAUGCGGGGCCUGGGACUAACGGAUCGCAGUUUUUCAUAUGUACAGCGAAGACAGAAUGGCUUGAUGGGAAGCACGUGGUGUUUGGCAGAAUUGUGGAAGGGAUGGAUGUUGUGAAGGCCAUUGAGAAGGUUGGUUCUUCCUCUGGAAGGACCUCCAAGCCCGUUGUGGUUGCUGAUUGUGGCCAACUUUCUUGAAUCAAGCUCUUCUCUUACUUCCAUGACCUUGCUGUUGUAUAUCUCUUCCAAUAUGGAUACUGAUACACGCAUGGCAGCAAAAAUAUAAUUAAAUAAAAUCAUCCAAUAAUGUUAUUGUUAUGUAUUUUGUAUUGGGCAAGUCUUUCUUUUCUUGGAUUGGAAAAUUUCUUUUUCCUCAAUCACAAGCUGUAAUGUAGUUUUGACUUUCUGUUUUAUGGGAAAAAAAAAAAUUUUGACAA